ACCUGUCCGAAAAACGAGCAUUGGGAAUACUUGUCUUCUGUCAUCUCCAGUGAAACCGGUGGUCAAGGGAACACUUGUCUGCUGUCAUCUCCAGUGAACUCAGUGGUCAAGGUAACACUUGUCUGCUGUCAUCUUCAGUGAAUCUAGUGGGCAAAGGAACACUUGUGUUUGUCAUCUUUAGUGAGCCCAGUGGUCAAGGGAACAAUUGUCUGUUGUCAUCUCUAGUGAACCCAGUGGUCAAGGAACACUUGUCUGCUGUCAUCUCCAGUGAACUCGGUGGUCAAGAACUAAAUUAUUACUCUUCCUUAGUUCAAUCCGUAUUUCAACCAAGCUGUGAUUACCUUGACGAGAAGCCUAUGACGACCCGUCUCAGACCACGACAAUUUUCUUGAAUCGUCCUCACCUCGUCCGUCCGACAAUUUUAAUGGACUUGAGCGUUCCAAAACGUUCCGUAUCGCCACCCGUUGUGCCAUCAGCACACCCACUGGCACCCUCUCUCCGAUCCAGCAUAAUUGGUCCCUUUCUCUCGUCCGUCGGCACGCCUACUUUCCCGUCAACCGCUGUGUCCGACAUGGUACACUUUCCUCACGCCCCGGCAUCAGCAGCAGUCUCUCCUCAGAGGCCUCCGGAUUUCUCUCCGGUCGCUGUUUACGGGUCCAGUGAGCCUUCUCCGUCGGUUUUUUCCUCCAACGUCACGACUUCACCAAUGUUGACAGGUAGUCUUAACACGAUGUACCUCAACUCUCGACUAGGUGACACACUGGCGCCACCUAGGGCGUUACCAUCCGAGUUUUCACCGUACGGACUUCGACCUUAUGACUUUGCACGCCACAUUCUCACAUCACAAACUGCUGUUACGAAAAUUUUAGGAACACUCCGUCCAGGCGUUAUUGGAGGAAGUAAACCGAAGGUGGCGACACCAGCGGUAGUGGCUAAAAUCGAACAGUACAAGAGAGAGAAUCCUACGAUUUUUGCCUGGGAAAUUAGAGAACGUCUCAUCUCGGAAAGGGUUUGUACAAAUAACACUGCACCAAGUGUCAGUUCCAUUAAUCGGAUCCUGAGAAACCGAGCAGCAGAACGAGCCGCUGUAGAGUUCGCCCGAGCCGCUGGUUACAGUAUGUACCAUCCAUACACGGCUGCUUUUCCGUGGAGUCCGACGUCAACCCCUCAUAUGUGGCCGUCCUUCUCUGGAACACACCUCCCCCAUGGAACAACCACAGAUCCGGUAGCUUUAGCAAUGAUAUCCCUGCAAGAACAACGGGCAGCGGGUUCCAUUAAUAAAGAUAAUGACGAGGGUCCAAGUUUGGACACAACUGGAAGACCGAAGUUUCGACGAAACCGUACAACUUUCAAUCCUGAGCAGCUAGAAGUUUUGGAAAAUGAGUUCUUAAAAACACAUUACCCGUGUGUUAAUACGCGCGAGCGUCUUGCCGCUAAAACUGACCUGUCAGAAGCAAGGGUGCAGGUGAGGUUUUUAUCUACCACACUAAGGCUUCCAAAACAACCAGUUUAUCAACCAAAAGAGGAUAUAAUUUCCAAGUCUGAUUCUGGAUAA
Messenger RNA from Limulus polyphemus (Atlantic horseshoe crab), 1555 nucleotides. Its product is annotated as paired box protein Pax-6-like. The record is from RefSeq and is a predicted model, not a curated record. Bases 425 to 1555 code for a protein of 376 amino acids. The transcript is spliced from 7 exons. Gene Ontology annotation, biological process: regulation of transcription by RNA polymerase II; anatomical structure development. Gene Ontology annotation, molecular function: DNA-binding transcription factor activity, RNA polymerase II-specific; RNA polymerase II cis-regulatory region sequence-specific DNA binding. NCBI's taxonomy places the organism in Eukaryota, Metazoa, Arthropoda, Merostomata, Xiphosura, Limulidae.